Owenia fusiformis is the source of this 726-nucleotide messenger RNA. The record is from the annotation of a GenBank genome assembly. Lineage: Eukaryota; Metazoa; Annelida; Polychaeta; Sabellida; Oweniidae.
ACUAUAUAGCUAAAAGUCACAACUUUUUAACUACAAACAAACGCUUGAACUUGACAGAUCAUCAGAUAGACGUAGGAUGACUGCAAAAGUUUGCAUCCUUGUUAUUGGUAUUUUGGCAAACGUGGUAUUGGUAACAUCAUGCGGUGGAGUAGAUUUGUUAAGAUGUACACUCCUUUGUUGUUAUAAAAAGAAAUGUCAAAUUGACGAUAUAGGUGAUCUCUUGGAUUGCUGUUGUCCUCAGGGCGAUGGUGGAAAACGGUCUUUGGACGAAUAUGACAUGACCGAAUCGUCUCAAACGCCAAGAUCUCCCGGCCUACUGAGACAAUCGAGGGGCCGGGAUAAGCUCAACGAUCAAGUCAAACUUGAUACUUUAGAAAAGUUCAUGAAUAGGCGUCUUAACCCAAAGAAGGAUUCUUACAUCUAUAUAGGAUUCCAUUAUGUUCCAAAGCGAGGAGAGCCAAUAGAUUCCUCUUUGAUGCUGAGCUAAGAUGAACUGAAUAGCCUUUCUUCUGUUGACUCCGGAAAGAUGCUACAGUAUCAUCAAAAUCAAGCAAUACUUACCUCCUACUGACUCUGGCUUGAAAAACUAAAAAAAACUAUGAGAUAGCAAAAUUCCGAAUCAGAUUUACUUAUAGCAUUGUAAUGUAAUAUAAGAAAGUAAUGAGCAAGCAAUACGUUCUAUUCUGUACAGUACAAAGAAAAUAAGCUCAUAAUUCAAAGUUCGAG